This is a messenger RNA of Cicer arietinum (chickpea), 1417 nucleotides long. RefSeq names its product GDSL esterase/lipase At1g74460-like. Gene Ontology annotation, molecular function: hydrolase activity, acting on ester bonds. Lineage: Eukaryota; Viridiplantae; Streptophyta; Magnoliopsida; Fabales; Fabaceae. The record is from RefSeq and is a predicted model, not a curated record.
AGACCCUUUUUGCAUGAGGGUAGAAACUUGAGAAAAUAUUUGAAGAGAUCAUCACUUGUCACACAAACAAAUUAACAUGAAACUAGAUGUGGUACUAAUUAUUAUAGUAGCCAUCAUUUUUGGAAUUGGUCUUGAUGGAUACCAUUGCAAGAUGGUGCAGUUCAUUUUUGGAGACUCUCUCUCUGAUGUUGGAAACAAUAAGUACCUAUCCAAAAGCCUUGCUCAAGCAAGUUUGCCUUGGUAUGGUAUUGAUUUGGGAAAUGGACUUCCUAAUGGAAGGUUCUGUAAUGGUCGUACAGUUGCUGAUAUAAUAGGUGACAACAUGGGGCUUCCUAGGCCUCCUGCAUUUCUGGAUCCAUCUUUAAGUGAAGAUGAUAUUUUGGAAAAUGGAGUGAACUAUGCUUCAGGAGGUGGUGGCAUAUUGAAUGAAACUGGCAGUUAUUUUAUUCAAAGGUUUUCUCUCUACAAACAAAUUGAACUGUUUCAGGGGACACAAGAACUAAUUAGAAGCAAAAUUGGAAAAGAGGAGGCAGAAAAGUUUUUUCAGGGAGCUCGUUAUGUUGUUGCUUUAGGAAGCAAUGACUUUAUCAACAAUUACUUGAUGCCUUUGUAUAGUGAUUCAUGGACAUUCAAUGAUGAAACAUUCAUUGAUUACUUAGUAGGAACACUUCAAGAACAACUGAAGCUACUGCAUAGCUUAGGAGCAAGACAACUGAUGGUGUUUGGGCUAGGCCCAAUGGGCUGCAUUCCCCUUCAGAGAGUACUUACUACAUCUGGUAAUUGUCAAGAAAGAACAAACAAGUUAGCUAUUAGCUUUAACAAAGCUUCAAGCAAGGUAGUAAAUGACUUAGGGAAGCAACUUCCCAAUUCAAGCUACAGAUUUGGAGAUGCAUAUGAUGUGGUUAAUAAUGUGAUUAGCAACCCAAGCGAGUUUGGAUUUGAAAACGCAGACUCACCAUGUUGCUCCUUUGGGAAGAUUAGACCUGCUCUUACAUGUAUACCAGCAUCAACAUUGUGCAAAGAUAGAAGCAAGUAUGUGUUUUGGGAUGAGUAUCAUCCAUCAGACAAGGCUAAUGAGCUAAUUGCAAAUGAACUCAUCAAGAAAUUUGGGUUUAAGCGUGUUGAUCAAACAGAAGCUCCUUCACCAUCACCUACUCCAGAUGCUUAAUUAAUUGUAGUUUCUCUUGUCAUUGAAUUUGUUUUGUAAUGAAAGCAAGUAUCUUUGUGUUGCUUUGAGCACUCAUACUUAAUUUCUUGUUAUGGUCUAAACUUGUAAUCAUACUUAAUUUUUUUGUUUUUCAUUUGUCAAAGUAUUCAUUUUUUAUUAGAUCAAAAUAUUCAUAUUAAAAGAGGGCAAAAGCCUCAAUACGGCACCUACAUCAAAUAGGCCCACUAAAUAUAUAUAUGCCUUUACUAA